Pleuronectes platessa (European plaice) is the source of this 6755-nucleotide messenger RNA. It is a transcript of the gene hdac5, whose product is annotated as histone deacetylase 5. Lineage: Eukaryota; Metazoa; Chordata; Actinopteri; Pleuronectiformes; Pleuronectidae. The transcript is spliced from 28 exons. The coding region runs from base 124 to 3540 and encodes 1138 amino acids. Gene Ontology annotation, molecular function: histone deacetylase activity. Gene Ontology annotation, cellular component: histone deacetylase complex. The record is from RefSeq and is a predicted model, not a curated record. Gene Ontology annotation, biological process: negative regulation of transcription by RNA polymerase II; chromatin organization.
CAGCUCCAUGUUUGUCGAUCUGGCUCUUUGACAACUGGGAGUCCUACACUGAGCCAUGGCGGUUUCCCCAAAGAGAAGCUGACUUCUUUUCGUGACAGACUAGAGGCUGCCUCUUGUCUUGGCAUGCUGUUGCGUCCCACAGUGUCAGGAUUGUGCGCCAUGUUGCAGACCAUCUAUGAGACUGAGUCCUGCUUUUCCUCCUCUAGCACCGACAGCCACCAUCAGCCUCUGGAGCUCCUGAAUGGCAACGGGGGCUCCAGCGCUGCCAUGCCCACCACCGUAGUGGAGGUGAAGAGCAGCCUCCCGUCGGGGAUGCAGAGCCCGGUGGGAACAGCCAACGAGCACAGAGGAGGAGGUGGAGAGGCUGGUGGGGGUCCAGGGGAAGGCCCAGGAGGAGUAGGAGGUGGAGGAGGAGGCCCGAUGGACCUGCGGACGGAGCCCAGGGUGGGCUCCCUGUCCGGGGGUGCAGCGGCGGUGGACACGACCUUGAGAGAGCAGCAGCUCCAGCAGGAACUGGUGAUUCUCAAACAGCAGCAGGAGCUCCAGAAACAGCUGCUGUUUGCAGAGUUCCAAAAAAAACACGAAGUGCUAACAAGACAACACGAGGUCCAGCUGCAGGAGCACCUGAAGCAACAGCAGGAGCUGCUGGCAGCGAAGCGGCAGCAGGAGAUGGAACAGAAGAGGAAACUGGAGCUACAGCGACAUGAAGAACAGGAGAAACAGAGACUAGAGCAACAACUGCUGCUGCUGAGGCACAAGGAGAAAGGAAAAGAGAGUGCCAUUGCCAGCACGGAAGUGAAGCUGAAGCUCCAGGAGUUCCUGCUCAGUAAGAAAGAGCCUGGUCCCGGUGGACUGAACCAUUCCUUCUCCCCAAAAUGCUGGGGACACACCUCCCUGGAGCAGGGCUCUCCUCCGCAGAGUAACACCCCAGGAACUCCUCCCUCCUACAAACUGCCUCCAAUGCUUGGGAACUACGAGGGCAAAGAUGAUUUCCCGCUUCGCAAGACGGUCUCGGAGCCCAACCUGAAGGUGCGUUCACGGUUGAAGCAGAAGGUGGCGGAGAGGCGGAGCUCUCCACUUCUCCGCAGGAAGGAUGGAACGGUCAUCAGCACCUUUAAGAAGAGAGCCAUAGAGAUAUCAGUGUCCUCCCUCUGUAACAGCGCUCCAGGUUCUGGUCCCAGCAGUCCCAACAGUUCCAACUCAGCUAUCGCCAACGGGAACACGGGAUCAGUGCCCAACAUACAGACGGAGCUGAGGUCUCUCCAUCAGACGCUGGGGGCCGAUGGGACACUGAGUCCGCUGAGUCUCUACACUUCGCCCUCGCUGCCAAAUAUUUCCCUGGGGCUCCCUACAAACACACACAUCACGGCCCCCCAGAAGCUGACUGCCCAGCAGGAGGCGGAGCUACAAGCCAUCCAAUCCCUGCGAGGAGGCGGAGCUCUCACGGGGCAGUUUCUGUCCACGUCCUCCCUACCUGCAGGGGUCAUACACGACGUGGAGACUCCGCCCACCAGCUCUCACUUGGCCCAUUCCUCAUUACUGCAACAUGUUCUGCUGCUGGAGCAGGCCCGACAACAGACUGCUAUGCUAGCUGUCCCCAUGUACAGCCAGUCGCCGCUGGUCACGGCAGAGAGGGGCGUGUCAGGUGGGAUGCGCACGGUCAACAAGCUGCCUCGCCAUCGCCCGCUGGCUCGUACCCAGAGUGCACCUCUGCCCCAGUCCCCCCAGGCCCUGCAGCAGCUGGUGGUUCAGCAGCAGCACCAGCACUUCCUGGAGAAACACUACAAGAUGCUUUCCAAGGGGGCUGAACUUCCCAGGCCACCCCCCACCCACCCAGAGGAGACGGAGGAGGAGCUAACAGAGACCAACGACAUGCAGGAGGAUGACGGAGGGAUGGGACCUCACAGGCUUCAGAAGGAGGGGUCAGACGACAGCACGCCCUCCUCUGAGAGACUCAGCGUGCACCUGAAGCUGGAGGAGGAGCAUGGGGGCAUGCAGGUGAAGGGGGAGAGUACAGAGAGUGAGCUGGAUGAAGAGGAGGAGGAUGAAGAUGUCAUCCAGCUGGAGGAGGCUGACGAGGAGGACCGGGGGAUGUACACGCAGGCCUUGCAGCAGAUGGGCGUGUUCCAGUUGCCCCACAGACCUCUGGGACGAGCGCAGUCGUCCCCCGCAGCCACCGUCCAUCUCAUCAAACACCUCUUCACCACUGGCCUUGUGUACGACAGUCUGAUGUUGAAGCAUCAGUGUGUGUGUGGCAAUGCUCACAUCCACCCAGAGCAUGCUGGGAGAGUUCAGAGCAUCUGGUCCAGACUGCAGGAGACAGGCCUGCUGAACCGCUGCGAGAGGAUUCGUGGGCGUAAAGCGUCUCUGGAUGAGAUCCAGUCCGUCCAUUCAGAGUUCCACACUCUGCUCUAUGGAACCAGUCCGCUCAAUCGACACAAACUGGACCACAAGAAACUGCUGGGUCCAAUCAGCCAGAAGAUGUACGCUGUUCUUCCCUGUGGAGGCAUCGGGGUGGACAGCGACACGGUGUGGAACGAGAUGCACUCGUCGGCGGCGGUGCGCAUGGCGGUGGGCUCGGUCAUCGAGCUGGCCUUCAGAGUGGCGGCCGGCGAGCUGAAGAACGGCUUCGCAGUGGUGCGACCGCCAGGCCACCACGCCGAGGAAUCCACCGCCAUGGGCUUUUGUUUCUUUAAUUCUGUCGCAAUCACCGCCAAGCUGCUGCAACAGAAACUAGGAGUGGGCAAGAUCCUUAUUGUGGACUGGGACAUUCACCACGGUAAUGGCACACAGCAGGCCUUCUACAGCGACCCCAGCGUCCUCUACAUCUCCCUCCAUCGGUACGACAACGGAAACUUCUUCCCUGGCAGUGGAGCUCCUGAAGAGGUGGGAUCAGGUGCAGGUGUUGGUUUUAAUGUCAACAUAGCAUGGACUGGAGGAGUGGAGCCCCCUAUGGGUGAUGUGGAGUACCUGACUGCCUUCAGGACUGUGGUGAUGCCCAUCGCCCAGCAGUUCAGCCCAGAUGUGGUCCUGGUGUCUGCCGGCUUCGAUGCAGUGGAGGGUCACCAGUCUCCUCUGGGGGGCUACAACGUUUCCGCCAAGUGUUUCGGUCAGCUCACGCAGAUGCUGAUGGGUCUGGCGGGGGGGCGGGUUGUCAUGGCGCUGGAGGGUGGUCAUGACCUCACCGCCAUCUGUGACGCAUCGGAGUCGUGUGUGUCUGCGCUGGUGGGAGACGCGUGUGACUCUGAGUGUCAGUGGCCUCAGGAGACGCCGUGUCCAAAAGCCUGUGCCUCUCUGGAGCGGGUGAUCGAGAUCCAGAACAAACACUGGCCUUGUCUUCAGAGUUUGUCUCAGACCAGUGGCCACUCGCUACUGGACGGCCCACUUGGGGCUCAGGGCCAAUCAGAGAAGGACGAGGCAGAAACGGUCAGCGCCAUGGCGUCGCUCAGUGUGGACGUGGAGCAGCCCGGCUCCGGUCCUGGGAACUCAGAAACCAGCAGGUCCACAGAGGAGCCAAUGGAAGAAGAGCCUGUGUUGUAGGAGGAGCUUAAAGCGGAAGCGCACAAAAACUCGACAUUCACCUCCUUCUAGCACCUCCUCUUCCUCUUCCUUUUCUUCUUCCUCCUUGGAGUUUGUGUCGGCACACACACACACAGUGGAAAUGUGCUGUUGAGGAGGAGUCCGAUAGACUGAGGAGAACAUUACGGAGACGGGGGGGGGGGGGGGGUUUCAUCAGCUCCAGGAGGAGCAGACGAUUUGUUAGCAUCUCCGAUGGAAGCCCGAGGAGGGGAGUGGCAGCAGGACCUGCACACAGCACCACCAAACCCCUCCCCUCCACCCUCCACCCAUCCUUCUGUCUUCAGAGGGACGAGGACUGUGGGAAACCGUAGUUUGAAUCCCAACAGGACUCCAGGCAGACGACUUGUCUUCUUGUGAGUCUGACGCUGCACCAGAGAGACGGACUGAGGGGACGCGGGUGGAGGAGGAGGAGGAGGGACUAGGUGCCUUGUUUUCCACAAACCAUCCAGAAACCACAAACCGCACCACCACCGCAGCACCUCAGCAAACCAACCAGCCAAUCCAGACUCACACACACAAACACACACACACACUGCUGUUGUUUCACGCAGUUCAUUUUCAAUCUGUCCAGUUGUGAGUCUUUGUUUCUUCAUCUUGAUGCCUUAAUUUGUUCUUGUGUCACUAUUUAACAACCGGGACGGAGAGAGAGAGAAACCAGAUGAUUCAGAGAUGAGUCCAAGCUGCUAAGAUAAUGUUCACGUCCGAUGUUCCAUCAGACUUUGAUUUGUGUCUGAGGGGGAGGAGCCUCUGAAGCCAUCGUUACACUAGAAACAUCCACUCAAGAUCUUCAUUGAAUAUUAAUAUUUAUAUAAACCAUAAUAUUCAAUCAGACUUGGAUGGAAUCUGGUGAAAGUGUCUCAGGAUCAGCUCAGUUUUAGCAGUAUUCAGUGUUUUAGUCACAUCACGUUAACUUCAGCCGUGUCUCUAGCCCCCCCCCCCCCCCCCCCCCACCUGAAAUUGUAAAAUGAUCGUUUAAUGUAAAUACCGUUCUGUCCUGUUGCGUCUCAGCAGACUCAGUGUGGUCACUUUUCUAAAACUGUACAUACAAACGUGUAUAAAAAAUACUUUUUUGUAUAAAAAAGCAAAAUUAAUAUUAAACACAAUAUACAUACACUAUUAUAUACAUAUAUAUGUAUGUAUAUACAAACACAUGCACAUGCACAUAUAUAUUUAUGUAAACAGUGUUUUAUCCAAUCAGAUUGGAUCUAUGAAUAUAUUCUAUUUGGCGAUUUGAUGUUUUAGCUGUUUGACAGGAACUAAGCACUGAAGUCUUCGGGUUGGCACCUGUGUGUGUCUCUUUGUGUGUUUUACAGACGCUGGCUGUUGUUGAGGUGGUAGAUGUUGAUGUUGAUGUUGAUGUUGGUGAACAGCGACGGUCAGUUCCUCAGGCAGGUCCAGGACCAGGCAGGCAGCAGGCAGGGUGAUGAGGUCAGAGGUCAUGAUUGGGUAAAGAGGUCCAGUAACAGGGAGAGAGCUGCGGAAUGAGGCGUGACCUUCGACCUCCUGGACCGAGGGUCUGAACUGAGAUAUCACUGAGCAACAUGUGUUCAACAUGUGAAUCCAUUGAUCUUCUUAAUCGACACUAAAAGACUAAUAACACUAUUAAGCUUGUUUACUUAUUGCAUUUCCUCGACCUGAAUAAUUUGGAACUGCUGAAAUCCCUGUGUUUAGUAGAGCUGGUGUAAUUACUGCUACUGCCACAAGGGGGAGACAUGUUCUGCACUGCAGCUUUAAAGAGGAGAACCGUCUGAUUAUGUUUUGUCUGAAGGACAUAAAUUAAUUUAGUGUAUUUUCAAUUUCCACACGUGGAAAAAGCAAAAAUGCCAAAAAGAAAAGACAUUUAAAAAGUUCAAAUGUCAUUAGUUUCCGGUUUGUGUCGGGCGGCGGUUUAAUUAAUUUAGGUGUGCCUUCUUCCACAAUGUUUUACUUGCACAUAUCCCUAAAUAUUUAUUUUUAUUUUUAAUAUAAAACAGUGAUGGAUAAAAAGUUAAAUACUCCUGUUGAUUUUUGUAUCUUCUUGUGACCCCUCAAGCUUUUAAAAUGAUAAUUGAUGGAUAAUUUCAAAAUUUAUAAACACAACUGUUAAAUUAAUUGGAAAAGUUGGUAAAAUUAUGUUAUUAUACUCACACCACUGAAAAACAACACAACGCACUACACAAGUUUAUAACACACUGAGAGCAUCAAGACGCACAGUGUGAUCAUCACGUCUGUUUCAUGUGGUGACUGGUGACGUGUGUUUCCUGUCGUCGCACAACUACUUCUGUCAAAGAGCAACACAAUAGAUGUCCUGAGUGCGACAAACACAAGAGGUGAACUGUUACUGUUCAGAUUUGGUGGCUGCUGGAGGACACACACACACACAGACACACACAGUUUGUGGAAAGAGGUUGUAUCACAGGCACUGAACAUUUAAAGCAACACAAUGUGAGUGGUGUUGACAGUGUGAUGGUUUGUGUUGUCGGUCACUUCCCCAGUCCAGAGGCUGCACAGCUUUACUGUCGCACACACACAUACACACAGACUCACUUUUUGCUACACGAGUUCCUACUGUACAUUUCUUGAUAUGUUUGAUACUGUGGUGUACAUGUAGUGUGUCCUGCUGUGAUUGGUUGAGGGGUCGGAGCUGUCCCCUCGUCUGUUUGUCCUCCCUCUGUCCCUGAGGGGAGACUCUCUCUCUCUCUCUCUCGCCCCCCCCCCCCCCCCCUCGUGACAGACUGACAGUUUGAAUCAGUUCCUGUUGGAGCUGAUCACAAGCACAUUCCUGACUCUUCUUCGUCUGUGCUGUUGAAUCCAGAUCCUUUCCUGUUGCGACGAUGCGUGUUUAAUUCUUUCUGACUCACAUGUAUAUAAAAGUGCAUAUAUACGUGUACACAUGUGCAAUACACGCUAUUCGAGCAAUCUAUUACUGUGACUAUUAUUGAUGAUUAUAUUUGUCCCCUUCUCGAGCUUUCAGCCCUCUUCCCCUCGUCCUCGGUGUUGCAGGAGCUUGAAAAGGGAAAGUGACUCUCGUGACUCUUCGGUUUCAUUUCCGGGUUGUGGACGUUUUGACGAAGCCCUUUUUUAUUAGUCUCACUGUAAUGUUGUGACGUUGAUCCUGAUUCUGUUCCUUUGUUUUUUUUUAAAGUGGGCCUGUUGUUGAACUUGUCUGGAAACUCAAUAAAGCAAUUCACUGACUU